AUGGCCACAAAGGGCCUGAAGCAGGAGUCCCAGUGUGGCCCUGCCUGUGCCAAGCAUUUAGCCAUCGGUUUCAGCCUCUUCCCCAAAGACAUCUGUGCUGCAGACUUCGCCAAACACAUGAGGGGAAAGGAGAAGGACAGCAACUGGGUCUUCGCGGAGGAUUACCGGGGCCUAUGCAUCUGGACAGUGGCUGAAGCUGACACCAACCCUGUCAGGAACCUCAAAGCUGAGAGCCAGACCACCAGCUCCGUCACUCUGAGCUGGGAGGACCCCGAGGGCCCGACCAACGCUACCUACACCUACCGGAUCAAGUGGACUGGACAUGAGGUCACAGACAUCACAGGCAACACAUACAAGGUGGAGGGCCUGCAGGCCGCCUCUCAGUACAGUUUCUCAGUGUUUGCGGUGAGCAACGGUCAGGAGAGCACAGCAGAGAACGUCACUGCAUCCACAGACCCCAACCCUGUCAGGAACCUCAAAGCUGAGAACCAGACCACCAGCUCCGUCACUCUGAGCUGGGAGGACCCCGAGGGCCCGACCAACGCUACCUACACCUACGGGAUCAAGUGGACUGGACAUGAGGUCACAGACAUCACAGGCAACACAUACAAGGUGGAGGGCCUGCAGGCCGCCUCUCAGUACAGUUUCUCAGUGUUUGCGGUGAGCAACGGUCAGGAGAGCACAGCAGAGCCCGUCAAUGCAUCCACAGACCCCAACCCUGUCAGGAACCUCAAAGCUGAGAACCAGACCACCAGCUCCGUCACUCUGAGCUGGGAGGACCCCGAGGGCCCGACCAACGCUACCUACACCUACGGGAUCAAGUGGACUGGACAUGAGGUCACAGACAUCACAGGCAACACAUACAAGGUGGAGGGCCUGCAGGCCGCCUCUCAGUACAGUUUCUCAGUGUUUGCGGUGAGCAACGGUCAGGAGAGCACAGCAGAGCCCGUCAAUGCAUCCACAGACCCCAACCCUGUCAGGAACCUCAAAGCUGAGAACCAGACCACCAGCUCCGUCACUCUGAGCUGGGAGGACCCCGAGGGCCCGACCAACGCUACCUACACCUACGGGAUCAAGUGGACUGGACAUGAGGUCACAGACAUCACAGGCAACACAUACAAGGUGGAGGGCCUGCAGGCCGCCUCUCAGUACAGUUUCUCAGUGUUUGCGGUGAGCAACGGUCAGGAGAGCACAGCAGAGCCCGUCAAUGCAUCCACAGACCCCAACCCUGUCAGGAACCUCAAAGCUGAGAGCCAGACCAACAGCUCCGUCACUCUGAGCUGGGAGGACCCUGAGGGCCCGACCAACGCUACCUACACCUACGGGAUCAAGUGGACUGGACAUGAGGUCACAGACAUCACAGGCAACACAUACAAGGUGGAGGGCCUGCAGGCCGCCUCUCAGUACAGUUUCUCAGUGUUUGCGGUGAGCAACGGUCAGGACAGCACAGCAGAGCCCGUCACUGCAUCCACAGACCCAAAUCUUGUCAGGAAUCUCAUGCCAGAGACUCAGACCACCAGCUCCAUCACUCUGAACUGGGAGGACCCCGAGGGCCCGACCAACGCAAACUACACCUACCGGAUCAAGUGGACUGGACAUGAUGUCACAAACAUCACAAACACCACGUACAAGGUGGAGGGUCUGCAGCCCGCCUCUCAGUAUAGUUUCUCAGUGUUUGCGAUGAGCAACGGUCAGGAGAGCACUGCAGAAAUCAUAACUGCAUCCACAGUACCCAACCCUGUCAGGAACCUCACAUCUGAGAGCCAGACCACCAGCUUCGUCACUCUAAACUGGGAGAACCCUGAGGGUCCGCCCAACGCAAACUACACCUACAGGAUCAAGUGGACUGGACAUGAUGUCACAGACAUCAAGCACACCACGUACAAGGUGGAGGGCCUGCAGCCCGCCUCUCAAUACAGUUUCUCAGUGUUUGCAGUGAGCAACAGUCAGGAGAGCACAGCAAAGAUCGUCACCGCGCCCACAGUUCCCAAUGAAGUCAUGAAUCUCCACAACGAAACACAAACCAACAACUCGAUCACACUGCGCUGGGAGACCCCCAGUGGCCCCCCAGGUCAGCUCUACAUGUACCAGAUCCAGUGGGCCAGUGGGGCACAAAGCCAGCGGGAGAAAACAAAUGGCACCUCCUAUAGGGUGGAGGGCCUCGAACCCGGGACUCUGUACAACCUCAGCGUGAGGGCAGAGAGGAACAAUGUCACCAGCACCACACAGAGCCUCAGAGCAUCCACAGCCCCAGACCCUGUCCACAUCUCCUGCACCAGCGCCUCUGGGGGCUAUGGGCUGGCCCUGACCUGUCUAUGUCCCCGGGGCGGCUUUGAGACCUUCCUGCUGGAGGUCAACGGGCAGCGGAUCUCCCUGGACAAUUCCUCCUGCGAGAGGGAAGUGGCCGUGUGGGGACUGCAGCCGGCUCGCUCCUACGUCGCCAGUGUCCAGACCUUCUGGGACGGGAUGGUGGCCCCAGGGCCCUCUGUGACCUGUCACACCUCGAGUGCAGGGGUGAUCGCCGGAUCCAUCAUCGGGGUGCUCCUGGCCAUCACCCUGGUGGGCGUCCUGCUGUUCUUCCUGAAGCGCAGGAGGAGUGAGAAACAACCACGAGAGUCGCCCCUGGGUCCCAAGAUCGGGCUCUGCCUCCUUCUCUCCAGGUCCCACAAAGACAUCCGUGCUGCAGACUUCGCCAAGCAUGUGAGGGGAAAGGAGAAGGACAGCAACUGGGGCUUCGCGGAGGAUUACCAGCUCUUGGACCAGGACGACCAGCCCCAGCCGCUUCAGACGGUGGCCUUGGCUCCCGAAAACCAGAGCAAGAACCGAUACAGAAACGUGCUGCCUUAUGACUGUGCUCGAGUACCCCUGAAGCCGCUCCCUGGGGAACCAGGCUCCGACUACAUCAAUGCCAGCUUCAUACCUGGUCUCAAGAAAGCCCAGGAGUUCAUCGCCACGCAGGGCCCCUUGCCCCACACCGUGGGGGAUUUCUGGCGUCUGGUUUGGGAGCAGCAGAGCCACAUCCUGGUCAUGCUGACCAAUUGCAUGGAGUCGGGCCGGGUGAAGUGUGAACAUUAUUGGCCACUGGACGACAAACCUUGCACCCAUGGGCACCUCCAAGUGACGCUGGAGCACGAGGAUGUAAAGGAGAACUGGACCAUCAGGACUCUGAUACUCCGCCAUACGCAGGAGCAGAAGAAGCUAGAGGUUUGGCAGUUUCAUUAUAUGACGUGGCCGGACCACGGCGUGCCCCACUGCCCCGACCCCUUGCUGGAAUUCAGGAAUCUCUUCCGCGAGCAGCUAGAACGUUUCUCCGAGGGCGGCCUGCCAGUCGUGCACUGCAGUGCUGGUGUGGGCCGCACGGGCACCUUCAUUGCUCUGGAUGUCCUGCUGCGGCAGCUGGAGUGUGAGGGCUGCGUGGGGCCCUUCCAGUAUGUGAAGAAGAUGAGGGGAAGCCGGCCGCUAAUGGUGCAGACUGAGGCCCAGUAUGUGUUCCUGCACCAGUGCAUCCUGCGCUUUCUCGAACAGUCUUCGCCCAUCGAGGACGAGGGCUUGUACGAGAAUAUGAUCUAUGAGAAUGUAGGUGCCCUGUAG
This is a messenger RNA of Sorex araneus (European shrew), 3591 nucleotides long. Its product is annotated as receptor-type tyrosine-protein phosphatase H. The record is from RefSeq and is a predicted model, not a curated record. Gene Ontology annotation, molecular function: protein tyrosine phosphatase activity; protein binding. Gene Ontology annotation, biological process: protein dephosphorylation. The transcript has 22 exons. NCBI's taxonomy places the organism in Eukaryota, Metazoa, Chordata, Mammalia, Eulipotyphla, Soricidae. Bases 1 to 3591 code for a protein of 1196 amino acids.